Molecule: messenger RNA, 610 nt
Organism: Hippoglossus stenolepis (Pacific halibut)
Lineage: Eukaryota; Metazoa; Chordata; Actinopteri; Pleuronectiformes; Pleuronectidae
Product: cytochrome c oxidase subunit 6A, mitochondrial
Exons: 3
Coding region: 57-392 (111 amino acids)
Biological process (GO): mitochondrial electron transport, cytochrome c to oxygen
Cellular component (GO): mitochondrial inner membrane
Molecular function (GO): enzyme regulator activity
Source: RefSeq, a predicted model, not a curated record
ACACGUGACAUCCACAUACAAAUCUCUUCCGGUCCCACCGGCUCUCAGAAAGGAAAAUGGCGGCCCUGGGAAGCGUCUACAAAGCAGUGCUGAGGUCUUCUUUGACCCAGACCCGGCGCCAGCUUUCUGCGACUGCCAGCGAUGGACACGGUGCUUUAGCUGAGAAAUGGAGGUUGCUCAGUUUCCUGAUUGCCGUUCCUGGUGUUGCGGUGUGCAUGUUGAACACAUUCCUGAAACAGACUCACCAUAGCGAGGAACGGCCGGAGUUCGUCCCUUACGCCCACCUUCGCAUUCGCACCAAGGCUUUCCCUUGGGGAGAUGGCAAGAAAAGCCUUUUCCACAACCCCCAUUUGAAUGCCCUUCCUGAUGGCUAUGAGGAAGAUCAUGAGUGAAGCCUCCCUUCAGAUCUCACAACAGGGACCAGUCCCACAGCGUUUGUUACUGGACCACACUCGCAUUCAGUUUACUUUUCUUUUUCUUUUUCUGCUUUACCUCUUUGCUCUCAACAUUGGGCACCCAAACCAACAAUUUGGUUUUCUCUGGACCAUUAAACAAAAUGUCCACUUAAACUGAAUAAACUUAAAUAAAUAAAGUAACUAUUAUUACCUCA